ACACUAUAAAUUCUCCUGCACGUUGAAUACCCAUUUGAAAAUUCUAGUUUCUGUGACCCAUUUCGCCCUGGUCUGUUUAUAAAUACUCCACCAUCACAAUCUAGUAACACACAACAACAUCGUAUAUAUCCUCGUCAACUAGCAGAGCUUGGUAUAGAAAGAACAACAGUGAACAGAGUUUCAAUCGGGGACAACUUGAAGAUCACAAAAUCGAGGGGAAAAAAUGGCAAGGAAUGUGUGUUUGAACAUGAUAGGGUGUUGCAUGGUUGCAAUGAUUUUCAUAAUUGGUGCGACUGAAGCAACGGAUUAUACGGUUGGUGACAGCUUGGGAUGGAACGUUCCCAACAAUAAGAGCUUCUAUACAGAUUGGGCUAGCACCAAGGAGUUCUUCGUUAAUGACACUCUUUUAUUCAACUGGACCGGAAAUCACACUGUGCGAAUUGAUUCGGAGGCUACUUAUUACGACAAUUGCAACACAAGCGAAAUAGGUAUCCAAUUCAGAAGCAGUUUUCGGUAUACUAUUGUUGGAGCUGGGCAUCACUACUUCGUUUGCACCGUUGGCAAUCACUGUGAAAGAGGCCAGAAGUUCAGCAUCAACGUUGAGUCUCCACCUGCUUCCGCUGCUCCCACACUCUCUUUCGGAUUCUUAUCUGCUCCAUUCCUCUCCACCUUCGCUCUCUACAUCUUCUCACCUCCACCACUCAAUUACUUUCUCAUGUAGACCUCUUCAUUCUUCUCAUCAUUCUUUCAACAUUCAAUAUAUACAUGUUAUAGGUUUUUUGGGUUGUUUAGGUUUCAAUAAAUCUUGCACGCUACUAUCAAUAAAUAUGUUGUAAUCCUUUUCCUAGUUUUAGUAUGGAAUAUACUAUGAAAAAAAAAUAGUUAUCUUGUAUACAUAUAUAUAAUCUUCGAACAAUAUGGAAUAUAUAUUCAGAGAAAUACUCAUCUUUA
Messenger RNA from Cajanus cajan (pigeon pea), 951 nucleotides. RefSeq names its product cucumber peeling cupredoxin. Gene Ontology annotation, cellular component: plasma membrane. The record is from RefSeq and is a predicted model, not a curated record. Lineage: Eukaryota; Viridiplantae; Streptophyta; Magnoliopsida; Fabales; Fabaceae. Gene Ontology annotation, molecular function: electron transfer activity.